Messenger RNA from Closterium sp. Naga37s-1, 1278 nucleotides. Lineage: Eukaryota; Viridiplantae; Streptophyta; Zygnematophyceae; Desmidiales; Closteriaceae. The record is from the annotation of a GenBank genome assembly.
AUGAGAGAAACGGCUACGCUCGUUGCAAGAUCAGGGCGUUCAUCCUCGUCGUCAUCCCCAACAUCCCCUUCCUCCUUCCAUUCCUCUUCCUCGUCCUCUUCCCCUUCCCCUCCCUCCUCACCUUCCGCUUCCUCGUCCUCCCCCUCUUCCUCCUCUCCUGCCUAUUACUCCCCUUCCUCCUCGGGCCUUCCGCGUUUCUUCUCCGAAAGUCUGCCCCCGCUAAUGAUGCAGAAGGUAGGAGCAAGGGGGAGGGGAGAGGGGCGGGUGGACAGAUGGGAGCGAGUGGCACUGGCUGCUGCUAAGCAGAGUCAGUCCAUCCAGCGCCCCCUCAUCCACGAUUUCACAUCUCUGAAGGACCUAACCAAGCAGCGCCCAACUCACCACACCUGCUGGCAGCAGCAGUCAGGGCGAGGGAUCCUUUUCUUGUGUCGCCAACUCCUUCUCACCGCAUCCCACUCCUCCCACUUCCUUGUCUCCUGCUGUUCUCCCGCCUCCCCUGCAGAUUCAGCAGGCCCCUCUGGCUCUGCUGGUAGCGCCCAACUCACCGCCACUGCUGGCAGCAGAAGGCAGGGGGGUGGAUCCUUUUCUAAAGCCACCCUAAACUCUUUCUCACUGCAUCCCACUCCUACCUACCUCUUCUCCGUCCUGCCUUCUUUGCAGAUUCAGCAGGCUCCUUUUGCUUUGCUGGGAGCCCCCAACUCACCACCCCUGCUGGCAGCAGUCGGGUCUAUGGAUCAUUCCUUGCUGCUAAAGGGCGGGCUGCUUAUAGUGGGACCGGAAGGAGACUUCACCCCAUCAGAAAUAGAGGCUCUGAAAUCGGCAGGGGCUCAGUCAAUCAUCGAGGCUGAAGAUAAAAUCUCCUCUAGCUGCUCCAAAGACGACGCACCCACAACCGCAGCUCCCACCAGGGGAUGCGCCAGCACAAACGAUGAGAUCCCUGAUCUGACCCUUGAUUUAACGUUACUGGCGAUGGGGCGAGGGCGGAGGGGAGACGAGGAGGAGGAGGAGGAGGAGGAGGAGGAGGAGGAGGAGGAGGAGGAGGAGGAGGAGGAGGAGGAGGAGGAGGAGGAGGAGGAGGAGGAGGAGGAGGAGGAGGAGGAGGACGAGGAGGACGAGGACGAGGAGGAGGGAGUUGCAGGCUGGCUGGCAGCUUCCAGGAAUUUCCCCAGCCCCCAUGCUGUCUCGUUGCUGAGUCCCACAUACCGCACUUUCCCUGGGAUGGGGGGAAAGCGGGAGGCAAGUGGGGGAAGUGGGGGAAGUGGGCGGAAGUGCGUUUAA